CCGAAAACACUUUGAAUACCUGACGAUUACUUGACAAUAGUAUAGUUAUAUAACCUUUCGUCACAAAGAUUAUACAUUUAAACAGUUUUGUCUGACCAUUACAAAUAACCAAUUUAAUAGAGAUUUAGAGAAGGAUUAUUUUCGUGUUUUGCCUGGAUAAGAAUGGAUGUUGUAAAAUUUGGAAGCGUUAUUUUAUGUGUUUAUUUCUGUACUUGCAACUUGGGUUUCUGUAAAGUUAUUAAUGACAAAACUACUGAUGAUUCCGGCAGUUCAGAUUCUUUCGGUUCCCAAUCCAGGCUAGAUAAUUUAACAGCGGACAUGUUAGCUGAUUACGGACCUAAUGUCCGACCAGUUUGUCCUGGAAAAGAAACAGUUCCUGUUACUGUUGAUUUGGCAGUCAGACAGCUCAUAACAUUGAACGAACCAGAACAGACAGUACAGUUUAACGUAUGGAUGCGAUUGGCCUGGGUAGACUGUCAUCUGAAGUGGAACCCUGACGAUUAUAACGGAACAAAGUCUAUAGUUUUACCCAUAGAUCUCAUCUGGAAACCGGAUAUUACACUUUAUGAAAGUAUUGCGGAGGAAUUCUACGGUUUUGAGAAGUUUAGAGCUCAUAUCUACCCCGAUGGUUAUGUUACUUACAACUUUCCCUCCAAAAUAGAAGCAUUAUGUCCAGUUUCGGUGGCCAAAUUUCCUUACGAUAGCCAAAUAUGUUCUCUGAUGUUCGGUUCAUGGUCAUAUAACGGGUUUGAACUUGAUCUCUCAACAAAGCUUGGUGCAGGAGAUCUUUCCUCAGUGAAGGAGAACGUAGAAUGGAUCAUUGAAGGCAUACCAGCCAUCAGACACGAACUUUAUUACGGCUGUUGUCCGGAACCGUAUCCGGAUGUUACAUUUUAUAUCAAUCUAAAGAGGAAACCAAACUAUUACGUCACAAAUAUACUGAUACCCUCCUUACUGGUUACAUUGGUAGCAGGGCUAGGAUUUUUCCUACCAGCUGACUCUGGAGAGAAAGUUGGUUUAGAAUUGACCGUGAUGUUAGCAAUGUCUGUAUUCCAGUUAUUGAUAGCGGACCAUUUACCACCAUCAGCUGACGAAACACCGUGGAUAUCCUCCUUUUUUAGUUUUACAAUGAUGUUAUCUGGUGGAUCGUCGUGUUGGCAAGUGUUGGUAUUGAACUUACAUCAUCGAGGUGAUAGACACAUGCCCCAUUGGUUAAAAUUCUAUGUAUUGAAACUACUUGGUAGACUUACAUGGAUAGAUGUUCCGAGAGUAAAACCCGAUUACGUAAAACAAUCUUCACCGAAAUGUGAUAAAUCAUUGGCCAAAAUAUUCAACAUCCUGGACAGGAAUAGAAAAUACAAGGAGGAAGAACUGGGAAACACGUCAUCUAUAAGUCUAUCGGAACCGGAAGCAGAGAUUGCAGAAAACUCAGAACUAUGGAUUAGUCUCGCCUUAAUGGUAGACAGAAUCGGGAUGAUGGUGUUCUUUUUAUCUUUAAGCAUUGGAUGUGGUUAUAUCUUUCAUCAAAUUCAGUCAGUUGAAUGAUUCUUUAUCUUUAAGCAUUGGAUGUGGUUAUAUCUUUAAUAGAAUUCAGUCAGUUAAAUGAUAUUUUAUCUUUAAGCAUUGCAUGUGGUUAUAUAUUUAAUAGAAUUCAGUCAGUUGAAUGAUAUUUUAUCUUUAAGCAUUGGAUCUGGUUAUAUCUGUAGAAUAGAAUAGAAUAAAAUUCUGUCGGUUGAAUGAUUCUUUAUCACGUCACGUGAUAGAUUAUUUGCGAAAUAAUUGUAUUUUAAACUGUGCCAGAAUAUGAAUGCAUCAUUGUCCUUCUUUAAUACUGUUGUGAUGUUUCUGAGGGGAUAAAUGUACUUUAUAUGCUAUUGUGAUGUUACUAAAAAGAUGUACUAUAGUCUUUCUUGUUUGAUUCUUUUAAAGUAGUGUUUUUAUUGUUAUAUUAAAUAUUUUAACUUA
Molecule: messenger RNA, 1965 nt
Organism: Mytilus trossulus (common blue mussel)
Lineage: Eukaryota; Metazoa; Mollusca; Bivalvia; Mytilida; Mytilidae
Product: neuronal acetylcholine receptor subunit alpha-10-like
Exons: 8
Coding region: 163-1545 (460 amino acids)
Biological process (GO): signal transduction; nervous system process; regulation of membrane potential
Cellular component (GO): plasma membrane; neuron projection; synapse
Molecular function (GO): transmembrane signaling receptor activity; excitatory extracellular ligand-gated monoatomic ion channel activity; transmitter-gated monoatomic ion channel activity involved in regulation of postsynaptic membrane potential
Source: RefSeq, a predicted model, not a curated record